This is a messenger RNA of Acanthosepion pharaonis, 1041 nucleotides long. NCBI's taxonomy places the organism in Eukaryota, Metazoa, Mollusca, Cephalopoda, Sepiida, Sepiidae. The record is from the annotation of a GenBank genome assembly.
AUGCAUAAUAUGCAUUCAUUCCUCCUACCCCAUUUCAACAAUCCCAUCUAUCAACCCUUUACCGUAAGUGGCUGUUGGAUAUGUCUGCCAUUAUCUCAUCUAUCUAUAUCUGUCCUUUCUAUCUAUCUAUCUAUCUAUCUAUCUAUCUAUCUAUCUAUCUAUCUAUCUAUCUAUCCCAAUCUGUUUCUUUCUUUCUGCUUUCCUUCUCUCUUCCUUUCUUUUAAUAUUUCUUCCUUCUUCUCAUUUCCUCAGUUCUCAAAAAAUAAUUAUUUUUCUUUCUCAUUACUUUUUUUGUUUCCUUUCUCUCUUUCUAUAUUUUCUUUCUUUCUUUUUUUUUUAAUUCUUCUUAUUUUAAAUCACAUUGUUUUCUUUCUUUCUUUCUUUCUUUCUUUCUUUCUUCGCAAUCGCUUUUUUCUCAUACUUGUCAUUUGUUUGUUAUUUGAUUUUUCUUCUUAUUUCCUCGGUUUUAAAAAUACUUAUUUUCUUUCUGUUUUCCUCCUUUCUUUUUGUUUCUCUUUCUUGGAACGUAUUUUAUUGACGCCAUUUUCAAUUUCUUUUUUUUUGUUUUCUUUCUCCCUUUCUCUCUUUUCUUUCUUUCUUUCUUUUAAUACCGCUUUCUUUCUUUCGUUCUUUCUUUCUUUCGUUCUUUCUUUCUUUCGUUCUUUCUUUCUUUCGUUCUUUCUUUCUUACAUUUAUAUUUCUUCUUUCUUCUCAUUUCAUUAUUUCUUCUUAAUGGUUAUCUUUUUUCCUUUUUUUCUCUCUUUCAUGGAACCAUUUUUAUGUUUCCUUUCUUUCUUUUUUAAUACCCUUUAUCUCUUAACCUUUCUACACCUUCUUUCUUUCUUUCUUUCUUUCUUUCUUUCUUUUUUUUUUCUUUCUUUCUUUCUUUCUUUGCAACAGUUUUUUUUUUCACAUAUACUUCCCUUUUUUCUUUCUUUCUUUCUUUCUUUCUUUCUUUCUUUCUUUCUUUCUUUCUUAACAAUCAUACUAGGGUCUAAAGUGAUUCUUUCUUUCUUUCUUAACAAUCAUACUAGGGUCUAA